This is a messenger RNA of Stegodyphus dumicola, 1212 nucleotides long. RefSeq lists its product as uncharacterized. NCBI's taxonomy places the organism in Eukaryota, Metazoa, Arthropoda, Arachnida, Araneae, Eresidae. The record is from RefSeq and is a predicted model, not a curated record.
GCAAAGUUUAGGAAAAGAAUCCAAAAGUCUCAAAAUCAGGAAAAGGAUCCAGAAGCUGUUGUGCUGUUCUGUCGUAAAAUACUUAAAAGUCUCCCUAAUGUUCUGCAGGAUGAAUAUAUUCUUAGCUCUAAUCUCAGUAGCAUCUUUAUACCUUUCGGCAACUGCAUAUACCCAUAAUAGAGCUCCUUCGGAACACCAGGAAACCGUAAUUCCUCGCAGUCCCAUCGUGUAUAAAAUAGAGCUAGAGAAAGAGGGUACUCGGCAGUGCCAAAAGAAUUGGGUAUGUGCAGAGAUAAUAUACGACCGCUAUGAUACGCUACCUAUGAAACGCCUCGAACAAAGAAGAUGCCACUGUUCAGAAGGCACGGAAUGCUGGUAUGUCUCGGACAUUAAAGACUGUCCUAAUUACUGGUGUCAAGUUCGCAGGGAAUAUCUUUAUCGAAAGGGAGAAUCUUCACUUCAGUUUGCUUGCCUAGAAGUGACGUGCGAAAGUAUUCAGAGUCAGAAGAAUAACACCCAGAAAGAAACUACUUUUAAUAUAACAGCUCUUUAUCAGAACAAAACGAAACAUAUAAAUAAUGAAAUUAAUUAUAUAGCUAAUGAAACAGACCAUACAAACAAUGAAACUAUUCAACCUAACAAUGACCUCACGAAUAUGACAUCUCUCUCACGAAAUAAAACAUCUUGCUUUAGUGAAGAAGAAACUGAGCUUGAAAACAUAACAGCUCAGUAUGAGAAUGAAACAGUUCAACCUGAAGAUGAACCAACUCCCUUGACAGUAAGACAUCUCGAAUGGAGGAUAAAAAUAUUUAUUCAGAAAAUGAAAAAGUCCAUCGUAGAAAUGAAGCGGCUUAUCUGGAAAAGAAGAGAAAGAACGUGCCAGCUUGAAAACGAAACACCUCAGCUCAACAGUCAAACAACUCAACUUGGAAAAGAAACAGCUACCUCUGUUGCAAAUGAAAUGCUAGAUCUGGCUAAUAGAACCAAAGAACUCGUUUCGCGAAUGAGAGAUUUCAGCGCGGUCGUGACGAAGCGUAUUGAGAUAAAAAGAAAGAAAACAUAUUUGAUUUUUAAUAAUGAAAACACAAGAAACAUAUACAAAAGAUGAUAUAUAUUAUAUUCACCUCGAAUUACGCUUUUUAGUUAUGUUAUUUAAUUAUCAAUUUUUGGUGGUUAGUGCUAUUUCAUGAAAAUUAGUGUUAAACAGAUUCA